This is a messenger RNA of Biomphalaria glabrata, 2350 nucleotides long. RefSeq lists its product as uncharacterized. The coding region runs from base 112 to 660 and encodes 182 amino acids. The record is from RefSeq and is a predicted model, not a curated record. Gene Ontology annotation, biological process: chromosome segregation; CENP-A containing chromatin assembly. The transcript has 5 exons. NCBI's taxonomy places the organism in Eukaryota, Metazoa, Mollusca, Gastropoda, Planorbidae. Gene Ontology annotation, cellular component: nucleus; chromosome, centromeric region; chromatin.
CGAGAUCAGUGGAGCUCUUCUAAAGAAAAAAAAACAUUUAAACGAACAUUCUUCCCAUUCGAAGACGUUGACCAGAUAUUGUUUAUUAGUGUAAUACUCUAAUCGGAGGCAAUGGCGGUCUAUCUAAAGAUGCCACAAUCUCCAUCACUUUGUAGUGAAGUAUGUGUUCCAGAAACUGAUUCAGUUACUGUGUUUCAGUGUGAAAAUUGCAGGACAAUUCUAGGAGAUUCUAACAAUUUAAUUUGCAUUUGUGAAUCUCUGGCUUUAGUUACCAUGCAAGCAAUUCAACCUUCAGCAGUUAUGAUUCAUGAGGCAUGGGAAAAGUGUAACUCUUCAAAUGUUUCCCUUACUGGAAGUUCCUACCAAAACGUUUCUUGUACCAGGUGUCAGACAGAAGUUGGGAAAGUAUUCAAAAACCUACCCCCACAUCUUUCAAAAAUGUCAGGUCACAUCAGUUUGGAUGUGCAUAAAAUUUCUAGCUAUGAAGUACAACAACCAGCACCAAAAAAGAACUAUGAUGAAAUUCUCUUUAAAAUGCAGCAGGAGUUUUUCAAAAUGCAGCAGGAAAUCUCCAAGGUUCAAGUAGUUCUGAUGAAUUUGAAUGAGCGUUUUGUACCAAUAGAGGAUGCAUUGGCUCUAGAAGCGGGAGGAACAGACUGAGUGCUUUCUAACUUUUUGAGAGAUAGUGAAACCUUUUGAUGGGUUUAUUACUGACUAAAAUCUUGCUCUUUUGACCUAAAGCUUUUUCAUUUGACGAUUUUUAAUUUGAAAGAAAUUUUGUUUGAAAUGAAUAUCAAAAUUUUUUAAUUUUUUUUUUUAUUUACCUAUAGAUAAAUAUAUUUAUAUUUAUACUAUCUAAAUUUAACAAUUAUUGAAACUAAGUUUUCCAUGCUUAAUUUUUUUAUUUUUUUUAUUGCGCCUAAGGUACCAAAGGUGUAUGCAUUGGUAGUAUUUGGUAAGCACAUUUGGGUUAGGGUUGUAUGACAUCAUUGAGGCUAGAUCAGUCCUUAUUUUAUGAUUUUGAAGGAUUAUCAAAGUUUGAUAGAGUUUUAUUGCAAACAAUUCUUGAGUUGCCACUGACAGUGUUUUUCAAUUAAUUCAGUAUUCUCUAGAGACGCACAAGUUAUACUAAGGGAAACAAUAAACAACUUAAAAAAUAAUUAAGACAAUUUAGUUGUUACCAACUCCAAAUAAAUUUGUUGUCAUUCUUUUAACAUUCAGAUUGUCAGAAGCUAUUACACUUCCAAACUUAAUUUCAUAUAAUGUGAGGUAUAAAUUUUAGAGCACGUAAUACUGCACCUUAUCCUGUAUUUCCUAGCAGCAUCGCUUAGUUCUUAUCAACCAGAAGGCUCCUCGUGAAAUUCAAAAACUCUUCCUCAAUGUGUGAUAUUUUUCCAAUACUCCUCUGUGCACUAAACAUUGAAACCUAUGGGACCUUCAGCGGCAUUAGCAUUCCUGAAAAUGUGCACCUUGUACAACCACACUACAACCCUGUUUAAAGGACAACCAGUUUGAUAUAUUCACAUACCCCCAAAGUGUUAACUGUAAGAAUUCAAUUCAUUGUGUUGACAACAAAAGGGAGGGUGAAUAAGUCGGGCUUAAAUAAAUCAGCCUGCCACUGAGACUUAUUUUUUUUAUUCAAUCAAUUCUGAUGACUGAUUUCUGUUCAAUGCCUUAUGUUAUAAAAUACAAACAAUACUUAAAAAAAAAAGACGAUGAUUGUGUUAGUGAGAGUUCAACUCAGUGUAUGUUUGUGAAAUACUAGAAUGUAUAAAACUAAGACUGCUUGGUUGAUCCAUAUUGGAAAUUUGCUGUGAUUCCAUUGUACGUUGGUGAAAGUGCUUGAAUGUAUAACUCAGUGUGUGAAAGUACUAGUGAAACUGCAAGAGCCAAUGAGUCACAUUUCUAGUUGAUGUGUUUAAGUUGUAACAUUUUACUCCAUGUAUGAGUAAAUUGAAAUAAUUUAUUUGAUUUUGCAAAUUUAUUUAAAGUUUGUUUUUGUUUUGUUUUUACUGGUGGCUUCUGACAUAAAUGGUUGGGUUUAUCAUCUCAGCAAACCUUACAGCAUUAGGCUAGAAACCUAUGACCAGAACUAGUAAUUUUGCAUUUGCUGAUUUUGCUUUAUGUUAAAAUGCAUUUUACCAUUUAAGAUAUUAGUUUUUACUUUAUUUUUACUGUAAUUAAAAUGUGCAUAUGAUACAUUUUUUACCCUUCAUUUAAUAAACCCUUAAAAUGCAAGUUGUUUGGAUAUUACCUGGCCACUUUUGAAACAAUAAUAUUGGAAUGACAUUAAAAUUAUGGCUCACUGUAUGUUUAGAACUGUUAAUAAAAUAAAAAUGAUUGACAAUUA